Aspergillus homomorphus CBS 101889 is the source of this 1176-nucleotide messenger RNA. RefSeq lists its product as uncharacterized. The record is from RefSeq and is a predicted model, not a curated record. The annotation marks the transcript as partial. The transcript has a single exon. NCBI's taxonomy places the organism in Eukaryota, Fungi, Ascomycota, Eurotiomycetes, Eurotiales, Aspergillaceae.
AUGAAAGGCACACCAAGACUAAAUUACGCUCCCUGGCUCAAAAGCCUUCACCCCCCGUUGCCCCGGACGCCCCGUCAGUCUAAACAGCUCCUCAACGCCCUUACAUCCUCUUUUCGGCGUCAACUUGAUCGCGAAUAUCCAUCCACCCGUGCAUCCACCCUCGAUAAACUCGAUGUCUCCGAGGAGCAAUCGCCGAGGAAUCCCGAGUCCUCCAGUUAUGCGACGGACAAACAUCUCCAAACCAUCUUGGAGAAUCCGCUAUUUCGAGUGAAACCCCCGAAGGAGGCCAGGGCUAUACGGUCGGAAAGAGACUCGAGAGUAGCAAAAGAGCCAAUGGUGGUGUUCGAAGAGUUGGCUGCGGCAGGCAAUGUCACCGAAGCUGAUCUGCGCAACUGUCUGACGUCUCAGCUGCUUAUCUUAAGUGGCAAUUUCUCGGGUACUGAAUUUGUCAGGGCGAUGAAGGACUCGAGGACUGCAUCGAGGAUCGCUAGUUGGUGGUCUGCCUCCGAUUCGCAGUCGAGACGGUUGUUGUUCCAUUCCGAAAUCACGCCUCUCAUCACAAAAUUCUUGGUUGCAGAAAACAUGCAGAAUAUGGCUCUAGAUUGGUUGAGGUCGCUAGCACAGCAGGACAUCGGCGGCACAAAUGGCCAACUGACCCAACGACCGGCAAGGUUAUGGUUCAGUGGGCUUCUAAAUGACCUUGUGCUCGCGGAGGCUCGGUACGGGCGUGGGAUAGAGUCCGCAAUGCGGCUUUAUGUUUCCGCACGUAGCAUGUCUACGCCCUCCGGGGAUCUGGUAAUUGAGAACGGGGUCUGGGCACCAGCCCUCCUUUCUGCUGGAGGCCAUUUGGGUCAGCUGAUUACCCAGAAUGAGCCGGAGCAUUCCAACGGUGUUUCGCAGGACCUCUAUGACAAAUAUAUACAGGUGAUCGAUACUGUGGCUGCCAAUUCAUUGCUUCAUGCCUGUGUGUGCUUGCACCACCCCACGCAACCGGAUCCCAUGCCAUACGUCAAGUAUGCUAGGGCAUUACAGAAGGGUCAGGUCGAGUCAUGGUCCAGGCUGAGACGAGAGCAUUUCAUGCGUGCCGGUUUCACCGCUAUUCGUAUCUUGUUCGAUAAGAAUCUGGUCAGGGACGCUACUUGGCUGGCAAGAUACAUGCAGAAGACACUGUCAGAA